CCACUGAAUUUGUGGCAGCGAAUUUGGAAAGUGAAAUAAAAUGACUGAAAUUUGCCUGUCGAAUAUUAUACAUCGUAUUUUUAAACAGAUUGAAUAUUUUGGAAGUGAAUUCUGGAAGACGGUGAACCCCACAUCCUACUGCCACCUCAACGCAGAUGUGUCAAUUCUGCAGGAACCUGUUGUUGAAGGGUUGCAUUUUUAGUGUAUUGUGUUACCAGUGGCUCAAGAAAAUUUCUGGCAGGAAGAAUGAACAAAAUAAACAGCAGUGCUGGGAGACAUUAGUUGGUCAAGAGCUUUACCGUUUGGUUUUAAUGGAUCUGCUAAUUGCGAUGUCGUACAUCAUCUUAGCAGAGUUUCUGUGGGGGCUGUGUAUUAGAAACAUCACAUUAAGAAAAAGAAAACUAGAGUUUGACAUCGCGCGAGAUGUUCUGGAGCUCAUCUAUAGUCAAACGCUCGUGUGGUUUGGUGUGCUGUUUUCACCUCUGUUGCCUGCAGUUCAAAUUGGGAAACUAUUUCUACUGUUCUACCUCAAAAAGACGAGUUUGAUGAUGAACUUCCAACCACCCAGGAAACACUGGAAGGCCACUCAGAUGAACGCAUUAUUCACCAAGCUCCUGUUUUUCCCCUCCUUUGCUGGGGCCCUUGCAUUUGUCAUUUAUACAAUGUGGAGGGUCAGGCCCUCGUCUGAUUGCGGGCCCUUUAGUAACCUCCGCAGCAUGCUUCUCUUAGGCAAGAGGUGGAUCAGGGGCCUGGGCAGGUCAAACCCCAGUUUUGUUUGGCUCAGCUGGGCUUAUAAUAACCUUGUGGACAACCCUUUGUUCCUCUUCACCCUUGUAGGCCUGUUCCUCGCCAUUAUAUACAUUCACAUGCAAGUUUUGGAUGGCCAAAAGAUGAUCAUUUCUAGGUUACAAAAACAAAUAGACAAUGAGGGUGAAGAUAAGAAGUUCCUUAUAGCUAAAGUGCAGGCCCUCAAUGAGGCGAGUGCUCAGCAGUAAGGAUGUCUGGAUUCUACAGAAAUGAAUUUGGAAGAAUGCAUUGUGGUAACCCCUUCAAAAUAUAUACCUGAGAAACCAGUGCAUCUUAUAUAGAACUCGGACAACAGCUGUUUUGUAGUGUUAUUGUCAUUUAGUCAUAAAAACAUAUUUUGAAAUGUAAAUGAAAAGGUUCAUUUUUGCUUAUGGAAAUGUUUUUGUUUGUCAGUUCUUUAUGCCACUGCUCAAAGGCUCAAUUUUUUUGUAUGGUUGAGGAUGUGAUAGUUUUAAAUAUUAUUCCAAAAACUAUUUCAAAAAGCAACAGGCUAUCAACAUGCAGUCAAUUAUGUAGUGUUUAAUGCGACGUGUUAAUGAUGAAAUCUCUCUGGUGUGUUUUGAAAGUUUGAAAUCAAUAAAUAAAUGCGACAUAUCUGCAAAAUACAAUUAUUUUAUUAUUUGUUUAUUUGAUUUUUUUGUAUACCGUAUACUGUAUGACAUUUCCACAGUGCUAAUGUCUUUUGUUGAAUAAUUGUUAAAUACAUUUUGUGAUAGAGAUCAGCUGACAGAAUAUUACUCCUUAUUUUCAUUUGAACAAAGACUGCUAAGGCCACUUAAUAAGAGAUUGUAAUGUACAGUAUGUGGUAUGGGCUACGGAUUUUGUUUGAACCUGUCAGACUGAAAUCUGAAGAAUUUGGUCACAUGCUGCUGACCAGAGCUCAGAAUCCCAUCAAGUAUUGCACUCUGUGGGAGGAGUUUCUUUUAUCUGUCUGACAUCCUCCUUAUAAGCUGUAAGGAGCUACUUUGGCUCAUUUGGCUCCCAACAUCACACCAUAUCAACUACAACAGUCAUUAAGUCAUCUGAGUAAGUGUAGUUUAUUCAACAAUGCGAUCCUCUAAACAUUUAUACAUCCACCUUCCAGAUGAAUAUAAAGAAUUUCAAUCAUCAGAAGAAUGGGACCAUGGGAUUGUUGUUACAGAUUUGAAUCCAUAUUUGACAGCAGAGAGCUUCGCAGCUACUUUGAAAAAUUUGGGACAAUUACAGAAUGUCUCUUCACAAUCAACAAGUCAUCAGGAUGGCCAAAGGGUGUGGGAUUUGUGAGAUACUCAACUUCAGAGGAGGCUAAAGUAGCAGAAGAAGCUGGGCCACACUGCCUUGGAGGUUUUCACUUACAGAUCAACAAAGUUGUCACACCAAAAAUGUCUGCCCAGAACAUACUCGACAACCAGUUAAAUAGAAGUGUGAAUUAGAAGUGGAAUAUAGGAGCACCGACAGUUACUGGCUGGAGUGAUUUACACUAAACCUCAUCCUACCACAAUGUGAACUAAAAAUUUAUUUAUUUUUUUUUGCAUAAUCCAGUGUUAACUUUUCUACCUGACAUUAAAACCCUGUUUGAUUUAAUGUCUGUAUCCCUACUGUAAAUGAUCGCUUUUAUAUGUAUACCUGAAAUGUUGAAUAAAUUUAUUCUCAGUACAGCUCUUAUUGAUGUUUAUUGAAAGAUUUUUUUGACUUAAGGAUUAUCUUCAGCUUUUACAACA
This is a messenger RNA of Onychostoma macrolepis, 2507 nucleotides long. Its product is annotated as transmembrane channel-like protein 6. Bases 156 to 995 code for a protein of 279 amino acids. NCBI's taxonomy places the organism in Eukaryota, Metazoa, Chordata, Actinopteri, Cypriniformes, Cyprinidae. The transcript is spliced from 15 exons. Gene Ontology annotation, molecular function: mechanosensitive monoatomic ion channel activity. Gene Ontology annotation, cellular component: plasma membrane. The record is from RefSeq and is a predicted model, not a curated record.